Asterias rubens (European starfish) is the source of this 3121-nucleotide messenger RNA. Its product is annotated as putative mediator of RNA polymerase II transcription subunit 26. Lineage: Eukaryota; Metazoa; Echinodermata; Asteroidea; Forcipulatida; Asteriidae. Bases 65 to 2029 code for a protein of 654 amino acids. The transcript has 12 exons. The record is from RefSeq and is a predicted model, not a curated record.
CGUCAAUGCAUUUUUUAGGCGAGAAAGAAACACAAAUUUGUUAUAGUUAGUUCACCGCGAUAUUAUGGCAACAGGAAACAUAAAUGUGAUGGCAUCUGGAUUAGCUGACCUGGAUAAACUUCUACAGAGUCUUGAGAUUGAGAAUAAACAGCAGCAGCAUGAGAUCAAGAAAGAACAGCAACAAGCUGCAGUCUUUGAGGCAGCCACAGAGAAGAAGAAUUUCAAGACGUUACAAGAAGACACAGCAAGACUGAACGAAGAAAAUAAAGCCGGUCACCAACAGUUCCGGCACAACAGAGAAACAUACCAGAGCUUAAAGAGCCAUCAUCUUGCUCUUGUAUUGAACCAGGAGACGGCACAGAAAGACUUACAGGAGUUGCAUGACAAGUGGCAAGUUCAAAGACCCCAACAUGAGCGGGCACUCCAGCACUACGAGUCCAUCUGGGAACAAUACAAGGCUAAGUAUGAAGAGAGAGGGCCAGCAGUCAAGCUGAGGAAAUGGCAACAACAGCUGGCCGAGACAAAAGAACGACUUGAGGACUCCAAAGGCAAGGUCAAGAUACUAGAGUCUGCAAUACAUGAAACUCAAGAGAAGAGAAGAAACUCCCUGAAGCCGUUUAAAAGUCGCAACCAGUGGAUCAUUAAGAUAGCUACAGCCUGGGCAGAAACCAGACAGAAUAGAAACGAUAACGAGAAGAUGCAACAAGCCAUCAGGGAGACUGAGAGAAAGAUCCAAGAAAAGAAAGAGCGCCAACUCAAACUUCAAAAGGCACAGCUGGAAGAGCAAGAGCGUAAGAGAAAAAUAAAAGAAGCAGAGGACAAGAAACAACUUGAAGACCAAGAGAGACAGAAGCAGCAGCAGCUGCUCCAACAAAAACAGCUCCAGCGACUGAAGGAACAGCAGCAGCAGAAUCAACAGAAACUACUGCAGCAGCAGCAGCAACACAGUCAGCAGCAACCUGAACACCUGCUCUCCCCACCUCAACGGAUCCCACAGUCGCCCCUGCAGCAGCCAGCUACAGCCAGGACCACCCAGUCCCAGUAUUUCCAGAGCCCACUCAUUGGACAUGCUCCUUCUCGUUCAACUGCAGCAGCAAGCCCACAGCAGCAAUCCACACGCCAUCCACCUUACCUGCAGAUGCCAAUCAUGGCUUCACCGAGACAAACUCCAGUUAGCACCAGCAACUUCAGCUGCUCAACACCGAGCUAUGCACCACAGCUGUUUACACUCAAAAUGCCCUCAGAAUCUCCACUCAAGAAACAGAGGCAGCCUCAACCAAAGUUGCCAUCAGCAAUUGCAUGCAUACCAACUCAUCCCGAUGGUCGAGCACCACCACGCCAAGCAGUCCCUACUCGCAAAGGGGUUGACGUACCAAGAGAGCCAGAGAGUCGGCAAGCAAAGCAAGUGAGCAGUCACACCAGUCAGAUCAGAGGAGAUGAACCAGCGAAAGGACACGGAGAGAGUGAGUUGUUGGUGGAUCAACAGGGUGACAAGGAAAUGAUGGAAGAACGCCAGGAGAUUUCAGUGGGAAGCGGUGAUACUGUGGAGAAUCCUCCACAAACCCCCAUCGAUGAGGACCCCCAUGCUGAAGACCCAAAUGAAGCAACCUCCGGAGCCUUUCAGCCUCCUAUGAGCCCCUUUGACUUGGAGGCUCACUUCCAGAACCUCAAUGAGAUGGCCAAGUCACCAGGUUUCACAUUCUCUUGCAGACCGAUGUUCAGCGGAGAAGAUGAAAAUGAUGACGUAUCUGAGAUAUCACGUCCAAGUGCUGCGCGGUCCUCGGCAGACAGCUUUAGCUCUCAGUUCUUACAACCAUUCUUCAACCAGCCUGAUGAGAGUCCAAUGGAAGUCGGCCCAUCAAGACCACAAGAGGGCGGUAUUUUAUCGCUGUUUGGUGGGGGUCAAGGUGAGGUCAAUAAAACCAAAGAUGACCAAGAAGAAUCUCCAGCCACACCUUUUAGUUUCAACUUCAGUUCCAGUUCCCCAAACGUCAAAAGUCCUUCCGCAAAAAGUUUCUGUCUUUUCUAAAUUCAUGAGUGAGAUGAGUAUGUUGUUAUUGAUUGUUGAGAUUUUGCUUUUGGAUUAUGACUUAUUGAAUUGUUCCGAUAAUAAUCCCUUUGUGAGUUACAUUUGAACCAUGCCUGGUAGAACGCUUUGUUCAAUUGGAUUUGGAAUCUUCUUAAAAGAUGUUUUUGAAAUGUUGCUGUUUCAGUGUUGCAAUUUUAACUUUGAAGAAUAUAUUAUUAUUCUUAAUAAAGCUUGGUUUUUUUUUGGAAGACUUGAGCUGUUAAAUGAUUCAUUAAUCGAAAAAGACAAGGUUGCACAGUUUCACGUUCAAGCAAUUGAAACAAAUUUUAAUUUGUGAAUAAAGUUUAAUAAGGUAUGAUAGAUGUACUAUUUACAUGGAUAAUCAUAUAUGGUUCUGUUUAUUAUUUCAAAUAAUUUAUUGCCAAAUUUAAAGAAAUUCAUGAUUGAGUGUGAAGCAACAUGUAAUGCAAUAAACACUCAAGACAUAAGAAUGCUAUAAACUUCAAGAUUGUUUAAGAUUGUUGACUAUUCAAAUUUGUAAAAAAAGACUUUAUAAACCCUAUAAAACCCCAACACAAAAUGACUCAAUUCCGGUUCAUACCUCCUGCGAAUGCGAUAUGAAUUUUGACAACACAAAUUCGCAACGAAUAGAUUGCAUCGGUUGAGCUUUGCUAAACUCCAGCGAAAUGUGACGCCAAAAUUUGUUCCGCAUUCGCAAGAAGUAUGAACCAGGCUUUAGGCCCAAUUUCGAAAAAGCUGUUAAGCAGAAAACACUGCUUAGCCAUAAUUUUCUAAAUUAGUUGGAAACCAGUUAAAAUGAGUUAAACUAUAUGGAAAUUGAUCUGAUAACCUGUUUUAGAUAAGCAAGAUUUGUCUGUGCUUUGCAUUUUUUUUGUGCUUGAAGGCUUUAUGAAUUUGGGUCAAUACUUUUAAAAAAUAGACCGAUUAUUUUGCUUGACACUCUCCAGGUACAGUUCAUUGUUUUGAGUUUGUUAACAGAUUAUUUCACCGUAAAAAGUAUGUUAAAGGCAGUGUACACUAUUGGUAAUUACUCAAAAUAAUUUUUAGCAUAAAACUUUUCUUGAUUAUAAG